GGACCCCUUAUCGCCCGCACACGCCCGUCGCUGCUGCAGCUGCAGCUGCUGCUACUGACUCGUUCACACCCUGAAGGGGGCGCAGGCGUCGCCCAAAAUUUUGCGGUCUGUGCGCGGCGCGUAUUUUUCAUCGGCGGCGCCGACCCCCGCGGCCCGAGGCCCGUUUGGGUCAAAGAUACACGCAUGCUUACAUAAGCACGUACCACGCGAGCAAAGUCUCCUCCAUCGCGACCUUUGGCCUCGUCGCUCGUCGUCGAGAGAAGAAACAGAUCGACGCUCCAGCGACACAUCCACAGCCCAGCACAGCCAUGGCGUCGUUCCAGCCUGUCAACCCGAAGCCGUUUCUGCAGCUGCAGACGGGCAAGCCCGUCGUUGUGCGUCUCAAGUGGGGCGGCAUGGAGUACAAGGGCUUCCUCGUGAGCACCGACAACUACAUGAACCUCCAGCUGGCAAACACGGAAGAGUUCAAGGACGGCAAGCCGAACGGCAAGCUCGGCGAGGUCUUUGUCCGGUGCAACAAUGUCCUGUACCUCCGCGAGGUCAAUGACGACGACGCAGAUGCCGACGCCGACGAGGCAAAAUGA
Messenger RNA from Acaromyces ingoldii, 584 nucleotides. Its product is annotated as putative small nuclear ribonucleo protein F. Lineage: Eukaryota; Fungi; Basidiomycota; Exobasidiomycetes; Exobasidiales; Cryptobasidiaceae. The transcript is spliced from 3 exons. Gene Ontology annotation, biological process: mRNA splicing, via spliceosome; spliceosomal snRNP assembly. Gene Ontology annotation, molecular function: RNA binding. The record is from RefSeq and is a predicted model, not a curated record. The coding region runs from base 309 to 584 and encodes 91 amino acids. Gene Ontology annotation, cellular component: catalytic step 2 spliceosome; U1 snRNP.